UGCUGUAGCCUCUCGGGGAGCAGCAGCACAUCCCGCUCGGGGAGCGUUGCGCGCCUGGAUCGCCGUCUUGGCAGCUGCAGGCCACGAUCACUGCGCAGGGCGACCUCGUCCGCCUUGUGCUUCAUACCCUGUGCCCGUCCCUAUUCUCGUCCUUGUCCCCUUUGUCACCCUCCCCCUAAACCUUGUCCUCGUCCCAUUCCUCAUCCCCACUUGGCACCCGGCAGCCCGCCGGGGGCUUCUUGCCCUUCCUGCUGCUGGGAGCUGCAAGCAGGGCCAUGCCGUGGCUUCUGAGCAAGAAGCGAUGGCAGUCGCCAUCCAGCAGCACCAGUGGGCAGUCCUGGGCUGCCACCAGCUCCAGCAGCACCUCCCAGCUCCGGGAGCAGGGGCUGGGCAGGCUGCACCGCGCGGCCGCCCGCGGCGACCUGGGCUGGCUGAGGCGCUGGCGCUGGUACGUGAAGGUAGUCGGCAUCGACAGGCCAGACCAGGAGAUGCGGACACCUCUGCAUCUGGCUUCGGCCAACGGCCAUGCAGAUGUCGUCAGAUAUCUGCUAAGAAAGAACAGCCAGCCCAACCUCGCUGACAACUUCAAGAGGACGGCCCUGAUGAAGGCAGUCCAGCAGGAGCAGGAAGAAUGUGUUGCUGUUCUGCUGGAACACGGUGCCGACCCCAAUCUGGCAGACGCUGAUGGCAACACUGCCCUUCACCUGGCUGUCCUCUCUAAAAACACAGCUGUAGCAGGGCUGUUACUGGAGCAUCAUGCCAAGAGUGAUGCUCAGAACCAGUGGGGAUUUACCCCCUUCAAACUUGCAGCCUUGCAACAGCAUGAGGAGAUUCUGGAGUGCCUUGUGAAAAAAGCAGCUGACAGGCAUGCUCAAGCCCAGGGGGAAAGGACUGCUCUUGUGGUUCCUGUAAGCCAUGAGGCUCACCUGGAGGAAGAUAAUCUGCGCUUGCAGGAGGAGUUGGACAGGGCUGAUGUGGAGCUGCGGGAGGAGGAAGAAAAGCAUCUUCAGUCUGAGCAUUGUGUUCCUGACUUGAAGACUGCCUUGGAUGACAAGAAAAGACAGGCAAUAACUUCUUCCCAGAAUCUGCAGGACCUCCUGUUGGCAUCUUGUGAGACCAAUCCAACUGUAAAACAACUGGAAGAAGACGCGCAACACUUUGCAAGUGAAAACAACAGAUUGGAAGCCACUGUCCAGCAGCCAAGUGAUAGCGUUGAAGCCCUUCCGAGAGAGCUGCAAGCCUCUGCCUCAGGUGGUGAACUUUCCCAGCAGCUGGACAUGGAGCCUAGAACAGGCAUGCAGCCAGAGGCCCCAAACCAGGCUUUGCAAGAAGAGCUGUCCACUCUGCUUGGGAAGUGUGAAAAACUGGAGAAGAGCAAAUGUCAGCUGCAAGAUAAGGUGACAAAACUCCAUCAUCAUUUGGAGACUUUGGUACUGGAUGGCAGCCAAAGAGAACAAUGUCAAAGAGAGGUGGAAGAACGAGCUGACCAGGAAAGAAGUCAAAAGCUCCAAGACGUCAGCCUCGUUUUGCAAGCACAGGCAGCCUACCAGGCCCCACUAGGACAAACCGGAGAGAGUCACUGUGAUUCCAUGAGAAUCCAGCUGGAAGAAAGAAUUAGACAUCUCCAAAGUGAAUUGGACAGAGUCAAAAAAACCCAACAAGAGAGUGCUUCUCGUAAAGAAGCAACGCAGGGAGAGAUGGAGAUGUACAAAGAGCUGUAUGUGGAGGAAGCAAAGACCAGAAGAUGCCUAGCCAGGAAACUGGAAAGGUUGGAAAAGCUUCUGAGGACAGAUAGGAGGAAACUUCAGGUUAAUGAAGAGAAAGAAAGGCAGUCCCAGCUGGAAGAAAUGAAGAAGAGAUACUCUGAAAAGGUCAAGGAAGUUGAUAGAUUCCAAAGAGAGGUUGCUGAACUUUCCCAGCAGUUGGACAGGGAACGUGAACAGUGCACGCAGCUGGAAGCCAAAAAUCAGGCUUUGCAGGAAGAGCUGUCUACCCUGCGUGGGAAGUGCGAGAACCUGGCGAUGGACAAAUGCCAGCUGCAAGAAGAGCUGGCAAAACUCCGGCAUCAUUUGGAGACCAAUGUGGUGGAUCGCAGCCAACUGGAACAAUGUAAAAGAGAGGUGGAAGAACAAGCAGACCAGGAAAUAAGGGAAAAACUCCAAGAAGUCAAUGAGUUUUUGCAAGCACAGGCAGCCUACCAGGACACACUGGAAGAAAUCAGAAGCAGUCAUUUGGACUCACUGAAAAACCAGUUAGAAGACAGAAUUAGAGAUCUGGAAUGUGCACUGGGAAGGAGAAAAAGCAACCCACCAGAAAGACCUUUUCAGAGAGAAUCCACCCAGGCAGAAGUGGAAAAGUACAAGGAUCUGUAUCUGGUGGAAGCGAAAGUCAGAAAAAGCCUCGCCAAGAAACUGGAAAGAGCUAAUGAGAGACUUGCAGAGGCCAACACCAAGCUCCUUUGGGAGCACCACAGAAGCAGAUCUGCAGUCCCAAGCAGCGCUGUCAGCGGACAUCUGGCUGCAAGUCCACUUCUGGAUUCAACUGGCCUGGGACUUCUUGGCAUCAGUUUGGGACUGAGCAGAAGUCUGGGUCUCAGAACACCACCCAGACACCUGUGGUAAAGCCCAAGACUUCUGCUCAUCAGGUUGGUACAAAAUUUCCAGAGUGGUCAAAGGCCAAAAAAGGUUGAAAUGGAAGCAAUGAGCUGUGUGACUCCAUUCUUUUCCAAGAGAACCUGUGGGAAAGAGCCCUGUGGUGCAGGAACCUCCCACCUAAGUUCUACACUAGAUUUACACGUAGUAAUCUUCUGUAGCCUGUGGGGUUUGGCGGGAAGCCAACUCCAACCGGCUCCAGAUUGUUUUGGGGUCAGAAGUGGGAUUGUUUUGGUUCUUUUGGUUUUGUUGUGGGAACAUUGUCUGGGAAAGCUACCAAGAACAGGUUUGUUUUGUAAACAUCCACCAUUGUUUUGGGACACUACCGGGAGAGCUGCCAAGAAGGAUUUUGUUUAUCUAAACAUAGCUUUGUUUAGGAAGAAGGAGAAAGAAAAAUAAUGACAAUGGCCUUUUUACUAAUUUUU
Molecule: messenger RNA, 3076 nt
Organism: Neopelma chrysocephalum (saffron-crested tyrant-manakin)
Lineage: Eukaryota; Metazoa; Chordata; Aves; Passeriformes; Pipridae
Product: ankyrin repeat domain-containing protein 26-like
Exons: 13
Coding region: 276-2621 (781 amino acids)
Molecular function (GO): protein binding
Source: RefSeq, a predicted model, not a curated record